AUGGUUUUUGUGUUAACUAAUAGAUCUGUAAUUUCCAGGGAAAAAGCUCUAGCCAAAAAAGGAUCACCCAAAACGUCUGGUAGCGGUGGUGGUACCAUCCCGGCUGGACCGAAGCCAGGCUAUGAUGAUGGUGGCAGAGCUGCUGGUGGAUACGAUGAUUCGAGAGGAAUGAUGGGUGGCGGUGGCGGAGGACCUGCACCACGGGCGGGUGGUGGUGGUGGUUCCAUGUGGCGAAAUAUGGCCACUUCCAUUGGUGGCGCAGGAAUAGGAUCAAUGCUUGGUAAUUUGAUCUCAGGACGAGGUAUGACUCUGGUAAAGUAG
Molecule: messenger RNA, 321 nt
Organism: Cylicostephanus goldi
Lineage: Eukaryota; Metazoa; Nematoda; Chromadorea; Rhabditida; Strongylidae
Source: the annotation of a GenBank genome assembly